CAUACCGUGACAGAUAGUUGCCCUUCUCCUUUCUCCCAUGCCAGGACCUGCCCCGACCUCUGAUCGAGGCUGACCUUUACAUUGCGUUCGAGUGUCCCGCCCCCCACAGCCGGACUAUAUAAGGACGAGGCAUAGCAGCCAGGUCAUAGUCGGACGCACUUCUCCGCACGUGACAGACAUGAAGGUUCUCGUUGUUGGUGAGUUUUUUUUUUUUUUUUUAAUAAUUGUUUUGUGUAAUAAAAAUGAUUGGCAAUUUAGAGGCAUUUCCGUUUGUUUUUAAACAUUCUGGCUACAAUUAUCCUAUACUAUACUGUUUAUUUAGUUUUAAUGAUACACAUAACUACGAUUCCAUUUGCAGUUGCACUGGCAGCUGCCGCCGUUGGCCAGCAGAUCCAGCUGCAAAGGCAGUAUGACACUGCCGUCCGCCUUGCCACUCCCAGGUACUUCCAGCAGGGUGGAAGCUUCACCUCACCUUCCUUCCGCAACACAAAUGGCCAACUGCAAGGCGAUUCCUUCCAGAACUCUUUCCAAACUGCCACUUCAGACAGCAACAGCUUCCGUCAGUCUGGACUCUUCCAGAACAGCAACCAGCUCCAAAGGAAUGCUGACACCAACACCAACCAGUUCCAGACUACAUCAUUCCCGCAGAGUUCCUUCGACUCGAAUGCCUUCCAGCAGAACAGCGGAAGUCCAUUCCAGCAGAACUCAAACGCUCAGUCUGGCAACAGCUUCUUCCAGUCAGGUUCCAAUCAGUUUGGUUCCGACAACCGAUUCCAGACCAACACUAAUCAGAUCAAUUCCGGAAGCCGAUUGCAGUCCAGCUUCGACAACCAGGAUUCCAACAACAGAUUCCAGUCAAGCUUCAACAACCAGGAUUCCAACAACAGAUUCCAGUCAAGCUUCAACAACCAGGAUUCCAACCAAUUCCAGUCCAUCUUCAACAACCAGGAUUCCAACAACCGAUUCCAGUCAACCUUCAACAACCAGGAUUCCAACAACCGAUUCCAGUCCACCUUCAACAACCUGGAUUCCAGUAACCGCUUCUCCUCAGAACUCUCAGUCCAGUUCCUUCCUUGGAACCGCGGAGUCUUCGAGCCUCUGAACCUUCCCUCCGGCGCCAGUGCCUUACUGGGAAGCAUCACCAGCUCCUUCAGCUGCCUCGACCGUCCCUACGGUUACUACGCUGACCAGGACAACUCAUGCCGUGUCUUCCACGUGUGCAACCCAACACUCUUCUCCAACGGCGCCGUCGAAACCUACCAGUACAGCUUCAUGUGCGGCGAGGGUUCCGUGUUCGACCAGAAGGAGCUGGCUUGCGUAGCGGAGUCGUCCGCCAUCCCCUGCCAGGAAUCCUCCAGCUACUUCUACACCAACGAGCAAUAUAUAGACUUUAUCCUUAGUGUUAACAACAUCGAGAGACAAAGAAAUGAAACAGUAACAGUGACCCACAACGAGGAAUAUCUAGCCAAGAUAGUUGCCCUUCUCCUUUCUCCCAUGCCAGGACCUGCCCCGACCUCUGAUCGAGUGUCCCGCCCCCCACAGCCGGACUAUAUAAGGACGAGGCAUAGCAGCCAGGUCAUAGUCGGACGCACUUCUCCGCACGUGACAGACAUGAAGGUUCUCGUUGUUGUUGCACUGGCAGCUGCCGCCGUUGGCCAGCAGUUCCAGCAGCAAAGGCAGUAUGACACUGCCGUCCGCCUUGCCACUCCCGGGUACUUCCAGCAGGGUGGAAGCUUCACCUCACCUUCCUUCCGCAACACAAAUGGCCAACUGCAAGGCGAUUCCUUCCAGAACUCUUUCCAAACUGCCACUUCAGAUAGCAACAGCUUCCGUCAGUCUGGACUCUUCCAGAACAGCAACCAGCUCCAAAGGAAUGCUGACACCAACACCAACCAGUUCCAGACUACUUCAUUCCCGCAGAGCUCCUUCGACUCGAAUGCCUUCCAGCAGAACAGCGGAAGUCCAUUCCAGCAGAACUCAAACGCUCAGUCUGGCAACAGCUUCUUCCAGUCAGGUUCCAAUCAGUUUGGUUCCGACAACCGAUUCCAGACCAACACUAAUCAGAUCAAUUCCGGAAGCCGAUUCCAGUCCAGCUUCGACAACCAGGAUUCCAACAACAGAUUCCAGUCCACCUUCAACAACCAGAAUUCCAACAACAGAUUCCAGUCCAGCUUCAACAACCAGGAUUCCAACAAUAGAAUCCAGUCCAUCUUCAACAACCAGGAUUCCAACCGAUUCCAAUCCACCUUCAACAACCAGGAAUCCAACAACAGAUUCCAAUCCACCUUCAACAACCAGGAUUCCAGCAACCGCUUCUCUCAGAACUCUCAAGCUAGUUCCUUCCUUGGAACCGGUUCGUCGUUCGAUUCCUCCACUGACUCCGUCAGUGGAGUCUUCGAGCCUCUGAACCUUCCCUCCGGCGCCAGUGCCUUACUGGGAAGCAUCACCAGCUCCUUCAACUGCCUCGACCGUCCCUACGGCUACUACGCUGACCAGGACAACUCAUGCCGUGUCUUUCACGUGUGCAACCCGACACUCUUCUCCAACGGCGCCGUCGAAACCUACCAGUACAGCUUCAUGUGCGGCGAGGGUUCCGUGUUCGACCAGAAGGAGCUGGCUUGCGUAGCGGAGUCGUCCGCCAUCCCCUGCCAGGAAUCCUCCAACUACUUCUACACCAACGAGCAGUUUGGACGCCCUGAAGAUAAAUCAUUUUAAGAGAAUCAGAAACUGACCUUUACAAAGACGGAUUAUUUUGUUGGUAAUCUGCUGCAUAAGCAAAGAGUUUAUUAGAGAAUAUGUACCAUAAAUAGACGAAGUAAAUUUUCCAAUAAAUUAACUAAAGAAACA
Penaeus monodon (black tiger shrimp) is the source of this 2847-nucleotide messenger RNA. RefSeq names its product probable cyclin-dependent serine/threonine-protein kinase DDB_G0292550. Bases 328 to 2715 code for a protein of 795 amino acids. NCBI's taxonomy places the organism in Eukaryota, Metazoa, Arthropoda, Malacostraca, Decapoda, Penaeidae. The record is from RefSeq and is a predicted model, not a curated record. Gene Ontology annotation, molecular function: chitin binding. Gene Ontology annotation, cellular component: extracellular region. The transcript has 7 exons.